Molecule: messenger RNA, 14255 nt
Organism: Lymnaea stagnalis (great pond snail)
Lineage: Eukaryota; Metazoa; Mollusca; Gastropoda; Lymnaeidae
Source: the annotation of a GenBank genome assembly
AACGAAGCGCUCGUGUUCAAAAAUGUUAAACUCUCUCUCUGAUGACAAGAGUGACCAAGAUGCUGGUACGAUUUAAAGCCAUCUUGUUUGCGAUCUUUUAAAUUUAUGUUAUUAUAUAUUCACUGACUUAAUGAACUGCUGUAUUGUGUUGUGUAUUGUGUUGAAGAAAGUGAGCUAUUGUUCUAUAUAGGCGCGCAACCAGCACUAUAUUUUAUUACAGAGAAAAGUGUAGAGUUCAAUGAGAUUGUGUUCCGUUUUGUCUAAGUGAAGUUUAUCCGAUAAAUCAUUUGAACAAACUAUGCAACGAUCCACAGAGAAAUGUUUUUGUUUUGUUAGUGCCCAAGUAUAAUACCACAGGAGUGCUUAUUAGAAAAUGUCGAAAACAAUUAAUAGUUUAAUUAAUUAGCAGUUCUAGUUUAUAAUUUAUUUUUUUUUGAUGUGCAAUAAACAUUUUUGGAUGCAACAUUCACGACCUCAUGUUCACUAGUAAUGUUUCUUUUAUUCCUACUUAUAUCAAACUGUAGAAAUGCCCAAAAAGCAGACAGAAAAGUUUUGUGUUAUUGAUUCUCAUUGUUGGCCAGUUCCUGGUCAUAGGAGGUAUACUGAAGCAUUUUGUUUUCAUGUAAGUAUUUAAAGCAAAACUAUAUGAUUUUUGUGAUUGAAAAAAAAUUAUAGAAAAGCCCAAUAAAUAAAUAUAUAUAUAUAUAUAUAUAUAUAUAUAUAUAUAUAUAUAUAUAUAUAUAUAUGAGAUCGUAAGAACUAUAUGAUUUUUGUGAUUGAAAAAAAAUUAUAGAAAAGCCCAAUAAAUAAAUAUAUAUAUAUAUAUAUAUAUAUAUAUAUAUAUAUAUAUAUAUAUAUAUGCACAACAGGAUUGUUCUAAAGUUCUACAGACGUGAAAGUUUUCAAACAUUAAGGAACCACUUCCUUAAGUACUUAAGUACCAUUAAGUACUUCAUCAAUGAAAGCCUUUACGGUGUGCAAGAAUGCGGUGUUGCCAACUAAAAGCCGCCUGCUUGUGUUUCAUGGAGUGCCGCAACGUCUUAAAACUUUUAACGGACUUACAGCGCUUUGGAACCCAUUAUAUAUAUAUAUAUACACACAUAUAAUACACAAAUGAUUGUACAGAUGUGUUACACACUUCAAUAAAGUUGACGCAAGUGAUACUUUGACAAAAACAAAUUUUAAUGCAAUGUUCCAUUGCAAUUAAACUUGUCAUGUUUUGCAAAUCAGUUUAACACAUUUCAAAUACUUCAUUAUUCUUUCAUGAUUUAAUUUGAGAACAACUGUUGUUGUUUUUUUAAUACAAUGUCAACAAGUCUGAACAUUAAAAUAUUGAUUUUAUUAUGGUUUGUCGUCGAGAAUCCUUUAAAUUUGGGAUUAAAUUUUAUAACAAAUACUUAAGCUUGUCUGUAAAGGUAUUUGAUCUGAUGUGCAGAGAAAGAUUAUCGUAUGGACAGACCGAUAUAUUUAUAUUACAUCUGUUUAGGUUAUUAUUAUUUUUAAUCCUGUAUACUAACUUUGCUUUUGUUCGUGUGUUUCUUUUUGUCUGGGUGUGUGGCAAAAUAUCCAGAUGACUAAUUGUCCCGCUUUCCGUCAAUGCAUCGAGCUGAGAAUAGGCUCGUUGUCGAUUACUACACACUAUUUCAAAUUAUCAGCCGCACCUCCCAACCCCAAAACACAAAAGUAAGUUUUUUCCUAUUCAAAGCGAAGAUGAAGCAAAUAUGAUGCCAAUGAUUUAAAUAAAAUUCCCGAUAAUAGCACUACGUGAGAUUCUUUUUAAAAAAACAACAAUAAAUGCUAACGCGUAUGAUGCAUAAUAUUUACUUUUGUUUUUAUAAAUCAGUUGUUAAAAUAAAUCUGCGGUGUAAAAAUGGGCGUGUCGUAAGAAAAUUAAUCUAGUUCAGGGGCGUGAAAAAAUGUGCGGUUGCGAACCUAUGGAGGGGUUGGGGGGGGGGGGGACUAUUUAAGAUUCAAAAUAAGUGCGUUACUUAAAUGCAUGUUUUGUCAAAGUUUUAGUACCAUCCCCCCCCCUCCUGCUCGAUAUUACAUUUUAUAAAGGAUUUCUACGAGACAUAUUGUUUUCAAGGGUUGUUUAAUAUCCGAAGAACUGUAUUUCUGAACAAAGGCUUAAGUAAAACGGUGACAACAUUAUGUAAUAAGUCACAAUUAUGGAGAUGUAAUGUUGAGUACGCUUAAGUAAUUUUGAUAACGAAAAAAUUCUUUGACAAGUUUGAUGUCAUGCAUGUCUUCCCACCCACAAACAAAAGCUAUGCCCCUCCUCCCCCCCCCCCCCCCCACAACCCUGCCAAUUUCUAUUCUUAAUAUUUGUACUUAUUUUCUGUGGGUUGAAGAUUGUCAGAAAUGUUCGAAUAAAGAAAUCGUUAUUUUAAAAUAAAACAGUUUGUAUUACAUGUUUAUUUGAUAUUUUCCUAUCUGUAGAUAUCGAUUACAACUUUGUUAAUAAUUUAGGAAUUAGCCCAGAUUUUGGGCACGACUCAAAUUUUUAAAGUAAGUAUUGCCAUUUAUAUACUUAAAAUACCCCUCGGUGUAAAAUUCAAUCAAACCCCAUAUCCAUGGUCGUCAUUUGGUUAGGGCAUUUGCAACCCCCCGCCCCCUUUUUCAUGAAUUUGAAAGUUUUAUUUAAAUUGCGAUAUACAGUGGCGCUUCCAGUAAUAAACACCUUAACAAGCAAACCAAGUUUUGGUUUUGCCCCACCCCUGCCCCCCUCCCACUUCAUAAAACCUUCAAUGUCAAUCCUGCCUAUAUCAUACAACCUGAUUGCUAAAUCAACCCGUUGACUCUAUAUCACUAUUCUAAUAAUUUUUUUAUUUAUUUUUUUAUCCUCCUGUAAACACAAGUGACACAUUCGAUACGACACGUGACAUGAAUAAAGGCAGAAAUGAUAAAUCCCUGUAUGUGCCCACUUCGAACACAACAGUAAGUAGAACAUAAUGAAUACAGACUGGCACAUCUUAGAGUAACCUCAUUUUGAUGCUCAAUGUACAUUUAAACUCUAAACGACGUAAAGAUCAAUGUAAUACUUUUUAAAAUAACUUUCAUACCAACAAGUUUUCUUUUUAACAACGCAAAAGCUCGCCAACAUUUAAAAUCGACAUUCAAAAUAUAAAAAAAUUGAAACUCAUGCAAAUAUCGUUCCGCUCGAUAUCAAACUUCUAAGUUCAGAAAGUUCUCAGGAGCAGAUUAUUUCUCAUGUUUGAAUGAAUUGCACAGGGGAUUAUGACUUAUCUUUACAUUACACACAUUUAUUGAUUAUUAUUUUACUAAACCCUAGUGUGUGGAUGUUUCUGGACAGUAACGGGUUGGGAUUACGUAGAAAACGAGGAAAUUUGUGUCAUUUAUUCACAAAUGCAAUCCUCUUGCAUAUUUAUUGCAAAUAGCCAGUCGUUAUGUUUACGGUGAGGACAUUUCACAGCGCUAUAACCGGCAAACAGAUACAGUGCUGUCGUGGCUUAUUUCAAAAAAAUAUUUGUAAAUUCACUACCUAUGGAAUUUUUUUUUUCAAAGUACAUAAAAGGAUUAUACAUAUAUACAAACAAAUAUAUAUAUAUAUUAUAUUUUUAAUCACAAUCACAAAUUCACUUAAUCUAGUCCCAUUCCAACAGUUUAUAGCUCACUAACCUCAAGACAUAUAAAAAUACUUUUAUUUACAAAUGGAAUCAUCUAUCUUCCUGCUUUGGUGCAAUGCCAAAGCUGUUUAAACGGAAUAUUGUAAGACGCCGCUGUAAUUCGAACCCUUUUUAAAAUCCGCGCGAUGUUUAUUUAUUUAUUUAGGCAUUUUUAUAUAGCGCUUAUCAUAAAGCUCUAAGCGCUUUACAAUUAUUAAAACAUGUAAACUAAGUAAAUACAAAUGAGACACUAGGAUAUUAACUACUAUUCUAUAGAAACAAUGGGGUCCCAUUGUCGACAAAAAUGACAAAUAUAACUCUAGUCAGGUGGUUCUACACUUUUUUCUACUCUUUCGCAGCAACGAGCAAGUACAUCAACAGUAGAAGAUGAUUGUCACUACAACCAAUCUGCCCCAUCCAUGCAAUUCAAGGCUGUCUAUUCUCUGUCUCAGCAGGUAAACUAAGCCUGUAUCAAGGAACAGUUGAGGUGAUCACACUUGACGCAUUUGCGUCUAUUGCCCCAGGCCUUCCAACCCCCUAACUGAGCAGCCCUUGCAACCAGUGAAAUCUCCUCUUCAAAUUAAGGUCCAGAAACAAUGCAAAUCCACUCUAUAUACGUAUGAGACAAAAUGAUCAAUACAUUGAUCGUGGGCCCGUAAUACAUAGAAGAAGAAAUAAUUUAGAAUUGUUUAAAGUUAAAGGAAUGCUCAGACAUAAAGUCUCAGUAAAAAAAAAAUUGCACAAUACCAUGUCCUCAUGAUUUUUGUUUUUUAAACUAAUCAGUAGCAUCAGAAAACACUGUCCCAUCACAUUUGCUCUUCUUUGAAUAUGCGAAUAGUUAAUCCAAUGAAUGAACACCUUUUCUUAACGUUUUCAAACACUCGUUUCAAACCACCAACUAAAAAACCCAUCUUUAAAAAAAUAAAAAAAUUAAAAGCAUAAAAUCUUAUUUAAAACGGAUUUAGUUACAUCACAAUUCGUUUGAUAGAUGUAUGAUCUGUAUCCUCUUUGUUAAAAAACUAUCUAAGGUGACCCCUCAUUUCUUACCAAAUUACAAAAACCCAUGUUGGAUGGACGGACCUGGGGAGCAGAGACUGAUGUGUGUUCCGUAUGUUUUCCUCAUAGGUAAACUGAUUGAACUCAUUCUAAGCUUGAAAUAGUUUAAAGAUUACACAAAACACGUAGCUUUAUGAAGACAUAGACUUUAUUUGUAUUAAUUUCUUUGGUAGUUCGAGUCCUAAAAAAAAAACCAAUUAUUUUCCAUCUCUUUAGUGUUUAAACAUUUGUGCGCAAACUCUUUGUUGACUAGACCAUGUCCAAAUAACAACAUGCAUAACGCAAACAUUUACCAACGAGUGUCCAGGUAAAAUGUCAUUAAAGCAAUCUUAUUUUUAGGCGUACCGAAAUGUGGGACCACAGAUUUAUACUCACGAAUUGUUGCCCACCCUAUGAUCGUGCCGCCCAGACUAAAAGAACCAAACUUCCUCUCCAGGGGCGUCUUCUGGACAAACAAGUGCAAACAAGGUGCCAUUUAUAACAGUGAGUGCUUUUAUAACAGCAGAGUUUUUGUACAGUAGAGUGGACGUUUCCCUAAGAUUAGAGUUUAUGGUUUCACUAAUAUUAGAGUUGAGGUUUACUUAAAAUUAGAGUUGAGUUUACUCUAACAUUAGAAUUGAGAUUUGUCUAACAUUAGAGUUUAGGGUUCUCUUAAAUUAGAGUUGAGGUUUCUCCAACAUUAAAAUUGAGGAUUCUCUAAAAUGAGAGUUGGGGUUUUUCUAAUAUCAGCGUUUAGAUUUUUCUAACAAAAAAGUUUAGUGUUGUUUUUAAAGAGAAGUUCUGGAUUUACUCUCUUGUUGUUGUGUCCUCUGAUGAAGGUUUUGUGCCGAACCGUCCUUUGGGUUUGUCUUUUGUCUUGUCUCGGGCUUUCGCAUACCAUGUCCUUUUCAUAUUUUACGUGACCUGAACCAAGACUACGUUGGGCAGGACAUGUUGAAAGGAUGCCGGAGUGUAGAGCUGCACAAGUUAGAUACAGGCAGAUAUACACCAGUUGGGGGUUCGCACAUGGUGGCUGAAAGCCAUGGAUCGCUCCGAAUGGAAGGUUGUGGUGGAGCAGGCCGGGCCCUACAUGGUCUGUAGCGCCACAGAUGAUGAUGUCGAACCGAGUCUCGAUUUCUCUACUAUAUUGUCCAUUUUUUUUUUUUCCAUUUAGACCAGCGGAUCUCAGCCCCUUUGUGGGAUUGAACGACCCUGACACAGGGGUCACCUAAGACCACCGGAAAACACAUAUUUAUCUAGUAGCAACGAAUUAUAGUAUGGUUGGGGGUCACCACGACAUGAGGAACUGUAUUACAGGGUAGCAGCAUUAGGAAUGCUAGGAACCACUGAUUUAGACUGUUUCUUCACAACUCCAGCGUCAUUAUGAUCCUGUCUGGGAAUGGGGGAUGGGGGUUUGUUUACUUAUUAAAAAUCAUUUAUACUUGUGUCGUCGACGAAUUGCUGCAUAGUUUUAAUCACAUAAUGAAAAUAUUUAACUACCUACACGAUAUCUAGAAUCUAGAUAGAUGUUGUUUUAAUUAAAUAUCCUACUAAAAUAUUCAAAUCAUCCGACGUAUCUGUGGGAUUGUUUCCCUUUGUGUUUACAUUUUUGUUUCCCUUUUAAAUCCUUUCUAUUAACUUUGCUUUUCUGUGUUUAUGGCAAAAUCUUCGGAAAGCUAACAGGCCCACUUCCCGUCAAGUUAUAGAGCUUAAACUUUCCUCAUUGACUCGUUGCCAAUGACAACACAUUCUUUCAAAUUUCCAGGCCCACCUUUAACCCCAACAUACAUCAAUGUUACCUGUUUUUUUAAGGGGAUGCUGAAGGAAAUAUGACUCCACUGAUUUUACGAAAUACAAUUCCCAAUAUCUGUUCUAACUGAGAUUCGUAAAACUUCGCAAGUGCGUUUGAUGAGUAAUAUUUUCUUUUGUUUUCCUGAAAUAGUUGGUGUAAUUAAUCUGCGGUGUGCAAGCGGUUGAGACUUUAGAAUAUUAAUGUAAAAUAAAAUAAUACAAAAUGUAAAAAAAAAGGAUAUUUUUCGAAAAUCUUUUCUUUUUUUUUCUUUUUUUUUUUCCGGGGGGGGGGGGGGGGGGGGUCUUUUAUUUUUUUUUUUUUUUUUUUUGGGGGGGGGGGGGGGGAGGGUCCAUUUCGAUUACAGUAUUUUAAAUAGCAGUAUGUGUAUUUUGUAUAAUCAGUGAAGCCUAUGUGUUAUAUUAUAUAAAGAAGAGGUUAUAUAUAAGUUAGUAUUCUUAUCCACCAUUUGUAUCUACAGUCACUGCAAGCUGUGUCAUCCAUCAAUUUGCAGAGCUGUACUUUCAAAGAGCCUCCGUAGACAUACGUAACAACUUCAAAUGGUCGGAAGAGAGCGACCGAGGUAAACCAAACAUUGGACUAAACUUUUAUUAUGUAUUAGAAAACAUUACCCCGGUUUUAUCGAGAUAAUAGUGGUAGGCAUUUUGCGAUAAUGUCUACCUGCCAUUAGGAAAACUCAUCACAAUUCCUUAUUUUCAAAAGGAGUUUCUAUUUAAUGACUUAUACGUUUCUAACAUCAUUAAAAGUUUAAGAAGCAUUUUUUCUGAUAUUUUUUUUAUAAGCAGACCCGUUCCAUUUUGUGAGGCCUUAAACUACAUUUUUUUCUUUUUAAACAUGACCUUAAAAUAACAAAUCUAAAUGAUCACUAAUUAAAUCAAUAUUUAAAAAAAAGGAGUUCAUUAACGAAUGAUUUAGAGAAAUACUUUAGAUGUCUUGUGUUUUUCAAAUUGUAAAAUGUUGGGCCUACCGUAAUAUUCCUGCCCCUAAACUAAUUAUAUUUUUUAGGAAAGUGGGGGGGGGGGGGGGGUUGGUAAAAAUUGUAAAAACUUAAUGUUACAUUUACAACAAAAACUCUACAUACCAUUUUAAAUAUAUUUUGUAUUAGCGGAAUUUGAUACACUGAUAUCUUUAUUAAAAUUGAACUAAACUUUUGCCUUUUUUCCUACUGUACUAUUGGAAAAUCAUAAAACAAAGAAUUAUUUGAUCUAAAGAAGAAACUCCUAAAAGUUUUUCAUGUCUGUAACAGCCUUGAGUGUCUUUUCUUUAACAAUGUUAUUAAUCUCAUAACCAGAUACACCAACUUAUAUAUAUUUUUUAAAUAAUUUUGAAAGAAAAUCUUGACACAUUUCUAUUUUUCAAAAUUAAAUUUUCACGUGUGUUAAAUUACUGGGUUUUGAUAUUCAUAGUUAUACUUUUGUAAAUUAUGUGCCCACGUAUUAUUAUCGCCAUUGAUUUAUUUUUUUUUAUUGGAAAGCAUGUGUUUAUUUGUAAACGAUUAAAAUUUGUAACAUCUCUUUUUCACAACUGCAAUUUCAUUAGAUUUAAAGAUCUCAUCCACGUAAAAAUGUACACAUAAUAUUUCCAACACCUGAUAUAUGUGUCCCUAAGAAGAUUACUUAUUUAUCAAAUUCAUUCCUUUAUUCUGAGGCGUAUCUUGUGCUACCUUGGGCAAAAUGAAAUUAUCGACCACACCCCUCCCAGAUUUUAAUAAAAAUUAAUAUAAUCACUCAUGGAAAUGUAGCCCUAAGUACAAAUACACACAUUUGUUUCACUUCAUAUGGUUUGUUAUUAUUUGGAUGAGUGAUAGUUGCACUAGUGAAUGCCAUUUGGCUAUAUUUAAAGGUUAAGUUUUGACUACUUUAUAGUUUAAAUUAAUAAAAGUAUCUUUGGAAUAACUUUUUAAAUGUUAAGCAUAAAAAGCUAAAUGUGUGUGUGUUUUAAUGAAACUUUAAAAAUCAAUCAAAUUUUUGAAUUAGAAUUUUAUUUUUCAAGAAAGGGAAAAUACAUUAUCAGCUUUUUUUUUCUUUCACGCGCGGUUAUUAAAUCAAAUAUACUUUAUAGUUGUAAAUUAAUAAAAGUAUUUUUGGAAUAACUUUUUAAAUGUUAAGCAUAAAAAGCUAAAUGUGUGUGUGUUUUAAUGAAACUUUAAAAAUCAAUCAAAUUUUUGAAUUAGAAUUUUAUUUUUCAAGAAAGGGAAAAUACAUUAUCAGCUUUUUUUUUCUUUCACGCGCGGUUAUUAAAUCAAAUAUACUUUAUAGUUGUAAAUUAAUAAAAGUAUUUUUGGAAUAACUUUUUAAAUGUUAAGCAUAAAAAGAUAAAUGUGUGUGUGUUUUAAUGAAACUUUAAAAAGCAAUCAAAUUUUUGAAUUAGAAUUUUAUUUUUCAAGAAAGGGAAAAUACAUUAUCAGCUUUUUUUUUCUUUCACGCGCGGUUAUUAAAUCAAAUAAAUUUAGAGCUUUGGCUAAAAUUGGAAAUAUGCGCUCAGACAUCAUUUGCGUUUUUUUUAGAACAAAUACAUUUUAAUUUUAUUUCUCAAUAUUAACAACGCACUAAAAUGAACAGACUCUUGGUCUUUCCAGAUAAAUAUAAUUGCGAUAAAAUUCUUAGAUUAUAAUUAUUUUCACAACUUUCAAACUCGGAUAAAAUGCUUAAAAUAGUUCCUUUAUUGAUAUUUUAAAUGUAUUUGUAAUUUAUAAUAUUAAUACUUAUAAUUUUUUUUUAAAAUAAAAGCGGAUAAUUUUGUUUUUCGCAUUUAAAUAGAAAAAUCCCUAUAAUUGUUUUUAAGAAGCCAGGACAUAGACAGAUGCUUUGCAGUCUUAAAGAGAAUACUCUCCGACUCCAAGGAGCAGUACACUCGUAAGCGUGGUCAACAGUGUGUCUAUGUUCUUCUUCAUGGUUUAGCUGGGACACAAAUAUCAGAUUCCAAAGCUUUAAUUUUCGUUUGAAAAGCAACAACAAUUGUCAUAGAAUUAUUUUAGCGCUAAUCAGAUAGUUUAAUAUUUGCACCAUCUAGAAUGGGUGAACAAAAGUAAUUUAUUUAUCGUUUUAUUUGAACUCGGUGCCAACACUUUUUGAAAACCCCAUUGACCUUCUCUGUAACUGGUACAGCGACAGUGAACUCUUCAUAUGAUGCUAUGGUCCUCUACUUUAAGGACAAGUUCAAGGAUGAAUGGAAGGUCAUCAAAGAGAACGCAACCCGCAAAAUUGAGAACCCAAUAAUAGCAUGUAGGUAGCAACUAAUUAUCGCAUUUAGGUAGCCACUAAUAACAGCAUGUAGGCGUAGCAAUUAAUGAUAGCAUCUAGGUAAGACAAUGAUAUCUCGUUAGUAGCAAACAAUGAUACCAAUAGCUUAGCAAAUUGAUAGUUUGUAUGUAGCAUUUAACAAUAGUAUUAGGUAGCAACUCAUAAUAGCAUUUAGGUAGCAACAUGAUAUCAAGUAGGUAACAUCUAGUUAUAGUAUAAAGUAGCAAUUAGUAAAAGUGUUAGAUACCACCCUAUAGUAGUAUUUAGGUAGCACCUACAAAUGGUAUCAAGGUUUCAAUUAUUAUAGCAUGCUUGCACAUUCGUUUAGAUUUCUUAUCAAAUGAUAUAAUUUGUUAGAAAAAUAAACGUUUUUCAAAUAAUCAAAUUUAUUCAUUAAUCUAAAAAUUUCUAAAAAUAAAAUCAGUUGUCAGCAAAUGGCCUUGAAAAAAAUAAAAGAAAACAGGGCCCCCCUCCCCUGCCCCCCCCCCCAACUCCCCGAAACCACCAAUAAAGAAAACGUGUAGAAUAAUGCUGAACUGCAUUCGGAAUGAAAAUUAAUGACGUAACUGUUAGCAAACCGUUAAUUACAAUACUGCUGUGUGAUCAAUGAGGCUCUAUACAUUUGUUCCCAAUUGUCCAGAGCAAAUAUCCUUAACAAAUCCACAGAAGCAGUUGGGAUACCGCGCUAUAUUAAACCACUAAUGAUAAUAAUGAGACUUCUUAUGUGUACCCAUGGAUUAUAUAUAUAUAUAUAUAUAUAUAUAUACAUAUAUAUAUAUUUAAUAUAUCAAAAGUGGACAGCAGUGCGUCAUAUUCAUGGGACAAUAACUACUGGGAGCUGGUCGCCGAGAACACCGGUUGUACUGAACCCGCAUAUUUAACCUCUGACCUUCUGGCUAAAGUUAAUCCCAAGGCGAAGAUUAUGAUGCUAAUGAGAGAACCCGUGUCAAGGUUGGUUCCGGCUGGUGAUAGCUUAAAGUUAUUUUGCCCAUGCCCAUUUGGUUAUCGGCCAUUUGGAUAUUUGCAAUUUAGUUAUUAGCCAUUUGGUUAUUUGCCAUUUGGUUUUUUGCCAUUUGGUUAUUUGCCAUUUUGGUUAUUUGCUAUUUGGUUAUGAGCCAUUUUGAUUUUUGCCAUUUGUUUACUACUCAUUUUGGUUAUUUGCCAUUUGGUUAUUUGCCAUUUGGUUAUUAGCCAUUUGGUUAUUUGCCAUUUGGUUAUUUUUUAUUUAGUUAUUAGCCGUUUGGUUAAUUGCAAUUUGAUUAUUUGACAUUUGGUUAUAUGACAUUUUGUUUAUUUGAAUUUGAUUAUUAGCCAUUUUUGGUUAUGAGCCAUUUGUUUUUUUUUUGUCAUUUGGUAAUUUGACAUUUCGUUAUUGGCUAUUUGGUUAUUAACCAUUUGGUUAUUUGCAAUUUGGUUGUAUACCAUUUGGCUAUUGACAAUUUGGUUAUUGACAAUUCGGUCAUUAGCCAUUUGGUUAUUUGCAAUUCCGUUAUUUGCUAUUUGUUUUUUUGCCGUUUCGUUGUUUUCCAAUUGGUUAUUCUCCUUUUUGUUUCUAGCCAUUUGGUUACUUGCCAUUGUAUUAUUACCCAUUUGGCUAUUAGCCAUUUGGUUACUUCACAUUUGUUUUUUUUUUCCAUCUGGUUAUUGGCUAUUUUUCGUAAAAUAACAUUAAGUUGUAACACUUUAUAUCGUUUUGUUCACCACAAGAAGAAAUAAAUGAAGGGACUGCUUUCAAGCUAUGUAAAUGAAUGAAAUAGUGAAACGAGGUAUGUGGAAGCUUGAAAUAAGGUAACAGGACAAAAAACAAGGACGUUUAUGCCGAAACGUCCUUGUUUUUUGUCACCUUAUUUCAAGCUUCCACAUACCUCGUUUCACUAUUCCAUUCAUUGUUCACCACAGCAGCACACGCUCAAAACGUUUUCUUUUAAAACAGGGCGUUCUCUGACUACUUGUACUUUCAAAGGCGUAUGAACAAGGAACAAAGCCUGGACCAGUUUCACAACUGGACAGUCAACUUCAUUACAAAGUUUGAAAGCUGCAGGCGGCACAAUUCUCUUCGGUACUGCACCUAUGUUGAUGUGCGCUUUCGAACAGGGGUCUUCGUAAGUCAAGGGUUAAUAAUAUUAUUUUUAAUUUAGCUUACUGAAUUUUUUUAUACUGCGUUUUUUUUUUCAAUCCAAAUCCAAGUCCAUUUAAAAGUCUGAGUAAAUCCUUGUUUGUCUAGCGAUGUACUAUACUUAUGGCUUUACUAGUGAAGAUAUUUGACAUGCGCAGAAAGUACGCAAUGAUAUAUUAUCUUGAAACUAAUGCAGUGCUGCUCAACAUUCUCUGCCAAGCAAAGACAGCUAUAAAAAGGGGCUGAAAUUUAGCAAUGUAAGACAAUCCUUUCAAUUUUGUAUUACCAAUCCCUUUCCAUAUGUGUGUUGACUUAAUAAAAAAUAUAUCAAUGAUCACAGCAUUUAUCUACGCAACUGGUAAACAAAACCAAGAAAUGGUUUGGAUUCUAAUUAUUGGGAAUUUUUAUUAUAACUUUCACAAAUUAAGCUUAACCUUAUCUUCACAAUCGCAUUUGACGAAAACCCUAUUAUGAAACUACUUUCCGUUAUUCCUCCCUUUAAAGUAAGUUGGUAUAAAAUGAGGCCUUGGGGAUUCUUACCAACCCCAAAAAAAAUUUUAAUAAAGUUUAUUUGGCAUAACACGCAUCGUUGUUCUCCGAUCAACAAUUAUAACCUUUAGCACACAUGUUUGUUGUUUACGCCAUUGUAACCAUAAGUUCAGCGACAACUGUGGGCACCUGUUGGCUUGCAAUAUUUCUUAACUACCUGCUGCAAAAAAAACAAAAAACAGCUGGAUUGGACCCUCAGCAAUGAAAAUGCGUUAUAAAUAUAAUUAAAAUAGAAUACUUUCUUAAAGUUUGAUGUUGAUUUAAAGCCGGGGUGUUCAUCUGCCGCAGGACAGAGCUCGCCUUGAGCUUGGACUCUAUCACGUGCACAUCACCGAGUGGUUCAAGAGAUUUCCGAGAGACCAGUUCUUAUUUCUUCGCUCCGAGACCUACAGUUCUGAUCCUGUUUCAACCCUGAGGCGCGUCUACGAUUUCCUUGGUGUGGGUAGGUUGCUUAAGUCAUUGUCUCUUAUCGUUCCGUAUAGAGAUGUAUUGGGGUCAAGGUAACAUUCCUGGGUAGUGGGUAAGUUGCUUGUGUAUCUUCCUGUUAUCGUUCUGUAUAGAGAUGUUGAGUUGCCAAGAUAAUAUUUUUAAGUGUGGUUAAGUUGUUUUUUAACUCCAUUUCCUCCGUUGGAAAUUUUUUUAUACAUUAACUUGAGGGUUAUUACACAAGUUCCAGGGGCAGAGAUUACGGUACUGAUGUCUAUUUUAUAAUUUGAAAUGAAUGUCCUGAAAGAAUGUCGUUUUUGUAUGGUCUUAUCACCCCAGCUCAGCUGAGCCAAGAAGCCAUGGACGCUAUCACAAACACCACCAGGAUCAACCAGACGAGCAGGAAGAAAGAUCUUGGCAACAUGUGGCCGGAAACCAAGACUUUACUGACCAAAUUCUACUCUGAACAUAUUCAAAAACUGUCCCAACUUCUCGGUGACGACAGUUUCACAUGGCGAGACAUCUUAGACCAUAACCAAUCUAAUUGAUUUUAUACAUUUGAUUUAGAAAACUAUAUACAAAUCCUAAAAGCAUUUAAAUUUGUAUUUCAUAUUUACAUCUAAGCAUAAUAUUUAGAGCUAUAGUCUGCGUGAUAACUAGCGUUGUUGUUGUUUUCUGUUAUGUAUUACUAUAAAAUGGAGUUCAAACAGCCACAUAAGGACAUACUGUGGUAAAUUUAACAAUGAUUUAUUCAGAGCCAGAGAAGUCUCCCAUGAUUCCCCAUUUAAAUAUUUUCAAACAGUUUAAAUCUGUAAGAAGUGUGAUAGCGGGUCGAAGACCUUGUCCAAAACUAUGUUCUUACAUGAAAUGAUUCUGUCCAAGAAAUGUAUCUGUAACACCUCAAAUAUUAACAUAAUGAAUUGUUUUGUAUUAUGGAUUGUUUUUGCAAUUUAUGAUUAACAGGAAGUUAAAAUAAUAAUAAGAAGAAUAAUAAUAAAGUUCAUUUCAAAAACACGCUUCAUCCCCAAAGGCUCGAAGCGCGGUACAAAGUCAACAAAAAACAUAUCUAUAAUUUACCACAUUUAAAACAAACGCAACACUACAAAAACUAAUUACAAGCAUACAAUCUCAAAGUCCUUCUAGCCAUUUCAACCCGGAGCAACACAGCCAUUAUUCAUUAACUGGAAAAUUAGGCAGACAAUCAUCCCAGAAGGUAUUUGCGAAUAUAUGAAUGUGUCAUGCUCAGAAGUAUGAGUAGACAGGAAGAGAGACGAUUCAAUUAAGGAAGGGCUCUGGCCGUGUUUAAUGUAUAUCUCAUAGCAUCGUGAUAGUUAUAUAACAAAUUUGAGUGAAUUGUGUAUAUGAAGUAACAAGGCAAUGACAAUUAUGUUUCCGCCAGCUAAAGAGAUUUAUUUUAUACAAUGUGAAAUCAAUAAUAAAAAAUUGUGAUG